UUCUUUUCGCCCGUAUCGUCACUGGUUCCCAUGGCAGCCUGAAAGCCCGGUCGUCUCCAGGGAAACGGAAAGCGUCAACAGUCCAAACGACCGACGCCUCGUGUAAAUGUUCAGGCUGACGCUUUUUACAUUAUUAAGUGCCCAGUAGCUUUUUGUUUUUUGUUUGUUUGUUUCCUCUUGGUGUUAAUUUGUGCCUCUAUGAAUGGAGUGUCUUGGAGUGUCAUCCCUUCAGAACCUACAGGCUCUGUCUGCCUUGCUGUCAACUCAGGAUGGCGAGGUUGACGAUGAUGAAGAAGAAAGCAAAAAUGUGACAGCCUGUGCACAGCUGGGCCCCGGACACAUCGGUCCCCCACCCAAGAACGAUAAAGAAGUGGCAACUGCCUAUGUGAGGAAGAACGGCAAAGAUAUCUGGAGCGAGGAAGAGGUGGCUGAGGGCUCCCAGUAUGACGAUGUGGCUGACCAGCGGCCACAGCCUGAGUAUGAAAUAAUCCUGAAGCAGAGUGUCCGGACAGAGGAUCUGUUCUUGGGCUUGAGUGGAAAGGACCCAUCCUCCAUGUGCUGUGAAGCCAUGCUGGUGAAAAUCAAACUGCCAGACACGAAAGCAACGGAGGUGGUCCUGGAUGUAAAAGAGAAGUUCCUUGAUCUACGGACGCCAAAGCAUAAACUGGGUCUCCAUCUUCCACACCCCAUCCACAGCCACGAGGGCAAGGCUCAGUUCUUCAGUGAGAGAGGGGAACUGGAGGUGACUCUAUUGCUGAAACGCUCCAUGGAUUUAAUCAACAUGCUAUAGGAAAGAAUGACAACAGCCCACAAGUAUUCAGAGGGAACAGAAAAGAUGUGACCCCGGUCAACAGUGGAGACUUAUACAUACUGCCUUGUUUAUGGGUCAAGGAAAGAAGGGAUAGAGAAAUGAUCAGUAUGAAUCCUGUGUAUUUCCUGAAAUUCAUUUUAUGUGAAUGUUGAGUUCAUGCUGUUAUUACAUGUGUCACCACUGGUUC
Messenger RNA from Xiphias gladius (swordfish), 998 nucleotides. RefSeq names its product dynein axonemal assembly factor 6 (gene dnaaf6). The transcript is spliced from 6 exons. Gene Ontology annotation, biological process: axonemal dynein complex assembly; flagellated sperm motility. Gene Ontology annotation, molecular function: dynein intermediate chain binding; protein-folding chaperone binding. Gene Ontology annotation, cellular component: cytoplasm. NCBI's taxonomy places the organism in Eukaryota, Metazoa, Chordata, Actinopteri, Istiophoriformes, Xiphiidae. The record is from RefSeq and is a predicted model, not a curated record. The coding region runs from base 203 to 790 and encodes 195 amino acids.